CCAACAUUACCCGCUAAUGCUUGUCAGGACAUAGUCUUGAAUGAUGUGAGCAAGGUGGAGAAAGUCGGAAACAUGUUGCGUAGAAGAAGCCCAGCGAACUGUCCAGCUAAAUACCCCUCGAUGCGCAUUCGGUCACUUAUUCUGUGUUGACCUGAAAUCCUCCCGCCCAUCGCACUUGGACCGCCGUACAAUCGCAACAAACAUGCUCAAACAUACACUCACCUCUCUGGCCCUCUUCGCGGCAGGAGCCUUCACGGCCACAACCAGUCCCGGCUACUCAUGGGACAUCCCUUCGACCGUCAGCGGGGACUCACUCUCGUUCGGAGAACAUUACGCGGUGUUAAAUCUCGAUCUGAUCGAUAUUGUGGUCUCAUAUGUGAACACUACUACCGCGGGAGCGAGCUGGAUCAAUAACACGGCGCGGUGGAUUGACGCCGUUCACCAGCAGUCGCCCCCACCAUUGAGCAUCUUCACCCGGAUCUACUUCGCCAACACGCAGCGACCCGAAAUCAGCGCCAACGACCCUUUUGCAGAGGCCGUGUCCCUCCUGGGCAACAUCACCGAGUCGAGCCCCGCGGGACAGAUCUACCCUGCUUUCCGGCCUCUGGAUAACUGGGACGUGGUGUUGCAGAAGGUGCGGUACUACGCCGGUGCAGGCAACUCGCUAGAGGAGAUUCUCGCGAGCCAGAAGAUCGACACGGUGAUUCUGUCUGGGAUUCGCACGUCGGGGGUGGUGUUGAACACCGCUCUUCGUCUCUUUGAUCUCAAUUACAAGGUAUAUGUUAUUUCGAACAAUACCAUCGAAACGCCCUCAACCUACGCGUCCCAGAUUCAGCAGACGAUCCUGCAGGGCAUCCUGCCCGCCAAUCCUAUCGACGUCAUCACGAUCGAGCAGGCCAUCGCCGCGUUGAAUCGGUCGGGUCCGGCUGUAUACUAG
Messenger RNA from Aspergillus brunneoviolaceus CBS 621.78, 937 nucleotides. Its product is annotated as cysteine hydrolase family protein. NCBI's taxonomy places the organism in Eukaryota, Fungi, Ascomycota, Eurotiomycetes, Eurotiales, Aspergillaceae. Bases 203 to 937 code for a protein of 244 amino acids. The transcript is spliced from 4 exons. The record is from RefSeq and is a predicted model, not a curated record.